UUUCCUGAUUCGCAAUCCCAAUUCCGUUUCCCCAUUUUUCUUCUCCUCUUUUUUCCUUCCUACUCCUGCAAAAUUCUCAUCCUCUCCUAAUUCUGAUCGCCCUCCUCUCCGCCGCCGCCGACGCCGCCUUCCUGAUUCUUCUGAUUCUUAUCAUCGUAGCUGUUCAUGGAAGCAGGAGUUGAUACGCCUUUUCAGACGGAGAGAGGCGGGAUGGGGAUAUUGGUGGACCUUUCGUCCGGUGAUGGUCUCCUUCCUUCCUCUUCUUCUUCUUCUUCUUCUUCUUCUUCUUCUUCUUCUUCUUCUUCUCCACCACCGAGAAUUCCGAAGCGGCUUCGUCAGAGACUUCUUGUGGAGUGUAAGUCUCCCAGUACUGUGGAGGAAAUUGAGGCUAAGCUUCGUCAUGCUGAUCUUCGUCGUCAGCAACACUAUGAGAAGUUGUCCAGCAAGGCUCGACCGAAGCCGAAAAAUCCCUCACAUUUUUCUUCUCAGGAGGGAAACCUUGGACAGCGGCUUGAAGCAAAACUCCUGGCUGCAGAGCAGAAGAGGUUGAGCAUAUUGGCUCAUUCUCAGAAGCGUCUUUCUUUGUUGGAUGAGGUACGACAAGUUGCUAAAACUGUUGUGGAGAUACGUAAAGAGAAAGAGCGUCAGAAGCUUGGGAAAGAAGUUGCAAUUCGGGCGCAACAAGCUGAGGCCAAUAGAAUGCUUAUGCUGAAGGCUUACAGGCAACGAAGGGCCUCACUGAUGGAAAGGUCAUCUAUGUCAUUGGUAAGAAAGAUGGCUUGGGAAAAUAAGUACAAGGAGCGAGUGCGUGCUGCAAUUUCUCAGAAACGUGCAGCUGCUGAGAAAAAACGGCUGAGUUUGUUGGAAGCAGAGAUAAAAAGGGCACGAGCUCGAGUGUUGCAGGCUCGACAUGUGGCUAAGUCUGUAUCUCAACAGCGUGAGCUUGAGAGGAGGGAAAUGAGGGAUAAGUUGGAAGAUCGAAUGCAAAGGGCAAAGAGAAAGAGAGCAGAAUUCUUGAGGCAGAGAGUAAGGCCAAAUAUAGCUACUCGAGUGACUAGAAUUAGGAUGCACAAACAGGCUGACAUCCUAUCCCGAAAAUUAGCAAGGUGCUGGAGGAGAUUUCUUAAAUUGAGGAGGACUACUUUAACAUUGACUGAAGCAUACAAUUCCUUAAAAAUUAAUGGAAAAUCUGUCAAGUCAAUGCCUUUUGAGCAGUUUGCUGUUCUGAUUGAAUCAAGUUCUACUCUCCAAACUGUUAAAGCAUUACUUGAUCGGCUUGAAAGCCGCUUGAAAGUUGCUAAGGCUGUUGCUGCUACAAGUUAUCCAUCUAAUUUUGAAAAUAUUGAUCACCUCCUCAUGCGAGUUGCUUCUCCUAAAAGGAGGUCUAGUCCAAGUUCUUCUUCAAGGAGCAGAAAUACAAGUAAAGUUAUUAGGGAGGUGCCUAAAAGUAUUUCUAAACCAUCCAGAUAUCCAGUUAGAGUGGUCCUUUGUGCUUAUAUGAUACUGGGUCAUCCUGAUGCUGUUCUUCGUAGUCAGGGAGAACGUGAGAUUGCUCUGGCCAAGACUGCAAAAGAGUUUGUCAAUGAGUUUGAACUAUUGAUAAAGAUUAUUUUGGAAGGGCCAAUUCAGAGUUCAGAUGAUGAAUCAGAAUCUUCACCAAAACAGUGGUCCUUCAGAUCUCAGCUUGCUGCAUUCGAUAAAGCAUGGUGUUCUUACCUAAAUUGCUUCGUAGCGUGGAAGGUGAAGGAUGCACGAGCCUUAGAAGAGGAUUUGGUGAGAGCUGCUUGUCAUCUUGAAUUGUCUAUGCUCCAAACUUGCAAGUUAUCAGAUGGAGGAGAUAAUGCUCUUACGCAUGAUAUGAAAGCCAUCCAGAAGCAGGUCUCUGAUGAUCAGAAACUUUUAAGAGAAAAGGUUCAGAACCUUAAUGGAGAUGCUGGGAUUGAGCGUAUGGAAAAAGCUUUAUCUGAAACACGAUUUAAGUACUUUCAGUCUAAAGAAAAUGGAAGCCCUCUGAGUUCACCAGUUACACAGUUUAUAUCUUCGCCUAUAUCCAACUCAGACGGUCCUUCCGUUUCAAGAUCAGAUGUCGGGAGCAAUGAGGACAAGUAUGUCAAGAGGCCAGCUCAUGUAGUCCGUUCUUUGUUCAGGGAAGAUCAAAUGAUGGCUAAACCAAAUGAAUUAUCUGAAUCUAGUAGAAGCAUUCCUGAAGGUCAGUUAAGGUCUGUUGGAGACUUGACCACUGAAAAUGAACUUUUAGUAAAUGAGUUUCUCCACCAGCAACAUCCAUUUUCUGACAGUUUGGACAUGAUUGAAGAAGAUCGAAACAGUAUCCAGGUAAAGUUGAGAGAAACAAUGCAGAAGGCCUUCUGGGACGGCGUCAUGGAAUCCUUGAAACAAGAAGAGCCCAACUACGAUCGGGUGGUUCAGCUUGUGAGAGAGGUCCAGGAUGAACUUUGCAAUAUGGCUCCAGAGAGCUGGAAACAGCAGAUUACUGAAGCCUUUGACAUAGACUUUCUUUCUCAGAUACUCAAGUCAGGGAACAUGGAUAUGGACUACCUUGGGAGGAUUUUGGAGUUUUCAUUUGUCACAUUGCAGAAGCUCUCCUCUCCUUCAAAAGAGAGUCAGCUGAAGGCUAGUUACGAGAGUUUAUUUCGAGAGUUAACUGAGAUAUGUCGUCAUACUGAAGAUAAGUCGAAGAAUCCAAGCGAGAUUGCCUUGAUUAGAGGUCUGCAAUUUGUCCUGGAGCAGAUUCAGGUGCUCAAGCAAGAGAUAAGCAAAGCUCGUAUAGAAAUCUUGAAGCCUAUAUUAACCGGAUCCCAUGGUUUUGAUUAUCUUAAAAAAGCUUUUGCUAACCGAUAUGGGGUCUCAUCUGAUGCCAAUGCCAAUCUGCCAAAAACAAUGCAAUGGCUGUCAUCUGUAUGGCAUUGCAAAAACCAGGAGUGGGAAGAACACAAAAAUUUGGUAUUAUCAUCGUCUGUAGUUUCUGAGGGAUCAUUGCAGGGUUGUAACCGUAUUCCAUCGACCCCUCUAAGAACCGGUGGAAGUAUUGCUCGCCCGGGGAAUUCAGGCCAACAGACUUAUAAUACUGCCAGAGAAACUGCAGAUAACGAACAACCCGAAUGCGGUGGACGAGAAUUGGAUAUAGCUAUCAGGCUUGGACUUCUGAAGUUAGUUACUGGUGUGGCUGGCGUAACACAAGAAGUAGUACCAGAAACAUUUAGUCUUAACCUUCAUCGGAUAAGAUUCGUUCAAUCCGAAGUUCAGAAACUAAUCGUCAUAACAACAAGCAUACUUGUUUGCCGGCAGAUCCUCCUGAGCCAUGGAAGUUCAACAAUGACAACUACAGACAUAGAAGCUGCAGUUUCGAAUUGCGCUCAACAACUUUCAAACAUGUUAGACCGAGACGAAAAUGCAGGAAGCGAAGAAAUUACCGAAACAAUAGUUAAAUUCACAGGAGAUGGCAAUGCAGCAGAGGUAGAGGUGCUUCAAUCACAGAGCGUGGUUGUGAGUCGGAUGAUAAGGAAAUGCUUGCAGGCGGGGGACGCCGUGUUUGAAAAGGUGUCGCGUGCGAUUUACUUGGGAGCGAGAGGAGUCGUUCUAGGAGGAAGCGGAGGGACCGGAAGAAGAUUAGCAGAAAUGGCUCUCCGGCAAGUCGGAGGGGCAGUGCUAACGGAACGGAUGGUGAAAGCUGCCGAAGUUUUAGUAGAGGCAGCCAAUGUAUCAGUUAACGUUCAUGAAGCAUGGUACGUUGAUUUGGUUAAUUUGAUUGACUGUGAAAUAUGAAGAAGAAAUGGGGAUAUAAUAGGUGUAAAGAAAGAAGAAACCACAUUUGUUGUAUAUAAAGUAGUGUGUAAAAAGAAGGAAAGAAUUGUGUUGUUUGUGUCUGUGACUGUGUAGUGUUUAGAGAUGAUGUUGUAAACAUGGUUUGGUGUAAUUAAUGGACUGUGUAAUGUGACCUGGUGUUAAUAAUAAAGGUGUAUUUAUUAGUCUUCU
Messenger RNA from Cucurbita pepo subsp. pepo (vegetable marrow), 3993 nucleotides. RefSeq names its product T-complex protein 11. Gene Ontology annotation, biological process: signal transduction. Lineage: Eukaryota; Viridiplantae; Streptophyta; Magnoliopsida; Cucurbitales; Cucurbitaceae. The record is from RefSeq and is a predicted model, not a curated record.